AUGAACAGUCUCGCCAAUAUUGAGGAGGAUCUAACUAAUUCCCAAGGCGCCAAGAUUUCUGAGCUGUCCAAUCCGUCCGUGUGUAUGAGGGACCCCAAUAGGGUACAGGAGAUCCUGGGGUCCAUGCAGAAGGCGGGUUCAAACACAUUACAGGUUAUCUCUGACUUUGACAUGACACUGACAAGAUUCGCCUUCAACGGUAAAAGAUGCCCCACCUGUCACAAUAUUCUCGACACCAGUAGUCUUAUCUCAGAAGAAUGUAAAGUAAAGUUAAAGGACCUGCUGAACACAUACUACCCUAUUGAGAUCGACUCGUCACGCUCCAUCGACGAGAAGUUGCCGCUCAUGGUGGAGUGGUGGACCAAAGCACAUGAGCUGCUGGUGCAGCAACACAUCAAGAAGGAUCUGCUGGCUGCUGUGGUGCGAGAGUCUGAAGCCAAGCUAAGGGAAGGCUACCAGCUGUUCUUUUCGCACCUGCACCAACACAGUAUCCCACUGCUCAUCUUCUCAGCCGGCAUCGGCGACAUCCUGGAAGAGGUCAUCCGCCAAGCCGGGGUCUUUCACUCCAACGUUAAGGUUUUGUCCAACUACAUGGACUUUGAUCAGGCCGGGGUGCUGAGGGCCUUCAAGGGGGAGCUGAUCCACAUCUACAACAAACGGGAGGGCGCCCUGCUCAACACGGGGCACUUCCAGGAACUACGGGCCCGACCCAACGUGCUUCUGCUGGGGGACUCUCUGGGCGACCUGACUAUGGCGGACGGAGUGCACGACAUGGAGAACAUUCUCAAGAUCGGCUUCCUUAACGAUAAAGUGGAAGAGAGGAAGCAGUCGUACUUGGACUCUUACGACAUAGUGCUGGUGAAAGACGAGAGUCUCGACGUGGCCAACGCCGUGCUGCUGUACCUCACUGGAAACAAGUAA
Nerophis lumbriciformis (worm pipefish) is the source of this 921-nucleotide messenger RNA. The record is from RefSeq and is a predicted model, not a curated record. Lineage: Eukaryota; Metazoa; Chordata; Actinopteri; Syngnathiformes; Syngnathidae.